Dacryopinax primogenitus is the source of this 249-nucleotide messenger RNA. RefSeq lists its product as uncharacterized. Lineage: Eukaryota; Fungi; Basidiomycota; Dacrymycetes; Dacrymycetales; Dacrymycetaceae. The record is from RefSeq and is a predicted model, not a curated record. The transcript has a single exon. Gene Ontology annotation, cellular component: large ribosomal subunit; mitochondrion. Gene Ontology annotation, biological process: translation. The annotation marks the transcript as partial. Gene Ontology annotation, molecular function: structural constituent of ribosome.
ACACACUACCGCAUCACCCUAAUGCGCUCUGCGCUCGGCCUCCAAUCAUAUGCCCGCGACACGCUCGCCGCUCUCGGUCUCAAAAAGCGCAUGCAACAUGUCUACCACCCUUUCAGCGCUACCACCGCUGGUCAGAUCCUGCGCGUCAAGGAGCUUGUCAAGGUCGAGAACGUGCCUGCGAGCGCGGUGAAGACUAAACAGGAAGAGAGGCAGGAAAGGAGACCGGGAGCAGGGUUCCAAGUUGUGGGA